CUCUCUUUAGACCUUGCACCGUCGCCGUCCACUCAUUUCUCCGGCUUCAGGACCGCUUGGCCGCGUUUCCUGCAUUUAUUUUUCCUCUACAGGAUCAUCACACAGGCCGUCGGGUGACCUUAUUCCUUGAUGGUCUCGCAGCUCACUUCCGACAACGAACGACGGCUACACACGCGAACUUUCUUCCAUAGACACGACCCGAUGGGUUGCAGAGAUGCUCUGGUCUCUGCAUGUCAUUAGCAACGCCUUCGAUGUGUCCUCACGAAUUUGGUGACAAUCGUCUACGCGAUGAACGACAGGUACGGGGCAUUGUGCACCUUGACGCACCAGAGGCCCUAAUGAGGAUGGUGGCACGCACGAACCAGCAAUCGACUUCUCCAAACGGGUUCCAACUGUCCAUCCACGGCAGCAUCGAUAUGCCCACUAUAUGCCGUGACAACUCAUGCAUCCGCGGGCGAUGAUCGGGCUCUGCGAUCGUAGUGCCAUCAUGCAAAGACAAUCGCAGAAGCAGGAGGCACUUCGACGGCACAUGGUCGACACAAUUAGCUUUGUCUAAAACAUCCGUGACGGUAUUGAUGCAGCGCGUUGCCUAGAUGAAUCCCGAAGAAGCUCGCAAGGAGGAAGAAGUGGUCCGCAGCCUAACAGGCGAUGGUUCCGAGUCGUAACAGCAGUCUGUCUCGGUCCAAUCAAUAGGUUGUGACGUCAUGACGCGGAUACGACGCUAUCCACGAUUCGGACUACCUUCUCGGCUACGACAUCCAUCAUCUCCAAAAGCUCAGAAGAAGG
This is a messenger RNA of Dichomitus squalens LYAD-421 SS1, 786 nucleotides long. RefSeq lists its product as uncharacterized. The record is from RefSeq and is a predicted model, not a curated record. NCBI's taxonomy places the organism in Eukaryota, Fungi, Basidiomycota, Agaricomycetes, Polyporales, Polyporaceae. The transcript is spliced from 7 exons. The coding region runs from base 231 to 461 and encodes 76 amino acids.